This is a messenger RNA of Cryptotermes secundus, 1884 nucleotides long. Its product is annotated as zinc finger protein 583. Lineage: Eukaryota; Metazoa; Arthropoda; Insecta; Blattodea; Kalotermitidae. Gene Ontology annotation, cellular component: nucleus. The record is from RefSeq and is a predicted model, not a curated record. Bases 106 to 1470 code for a protein of 454 amino acids. The transcript has 3 exons. Gene Ontology annotation, molecular function: RNA polymerase II cis-regulatory region sequence-specific DNA binding; zinc ion binding; DNA-binding transcription factor activity, RNA polymerase II-specific. Gene Ontology annotation, biological process: regulation of transcription by RNA polymerase II.
AUUUAAAACCUUGUAGAUGGCGGUAGUGAGAAAGAAGCUUCGGUUAAGUUUGUUGGCUCUGUUGGUUUUAUCGGUAUUGAAUUGCUUGGAAGCUGUGUCAGAAAAAUGAAAACAUACAGUCGCAAGAAACAGCCACCAACAUAUGAUUUUCACGACGCGCAUAUGGAUUUCAAUGAAAUAUGUAGGCUUUGCUUAUCAGAAGAAGGAGAAAAGUUUCAAAUUUUUGAAGAUCUUGAGUUGGUUCCUCUCCCCUUGAGAAUAAUGGCUUGUGUUUCAAUAGAGGUUUUUCAAGGGGAUGGCUUGCCGUCCCAGAUAUGUCAACAGUGUAUUGAAGAAUUGGACAGCUAUUACAGAUUCAAGCAGAAAUGUGAAAACUCGGAUGCCAGGCUCAGACAGCAUCUGAAAAAUAUGAAGACAAUACAGUUACAAGCUAAGACACCUCAGACAUCAGACAUGGUUAAAGGAAAUGGAGAUUCAGAUUGCAGUGACACAGAUGAUUCGUUUACACAGGAGGACCAGGAUGAACAAGAAAUCAUAAAAAACAUCAGAGAAGAUAUUGAAAAUCAUAAGAGAAAUAGCGUAAACAGUGGUUCAGUUGAUGAAAGUAUAAACUAUAAAGAAAAAACAGUUGCAUGUGAGAAAAGUAAUGAAAGGCAGGAUGCUCUGCAAAUUGCAGGAUCUUCUGAAAGUUAUAUGCAAUCCAGUUUCAAGCAGCCUACAAAUAUAACAACGUUAGCAGUGAAACAGGAACGAGCAGAAGCUGAACAUUCCAGUGCAGCUAUGGAAUGGAGCCAGAAUGUUCAGAGUGCCACUCAGAACCAAGGACAGCAACCGAAUAACGCAUCUGCUGCACAAGGUGUGGAUACACUCCCUUCUAUUAGCCAUCUGCAGCAUUUUACUGAACAAGGUUUGCCAUUCAUGUGCACUAAAUGUCCAAAGAAAUUUGCAAAAAGAAUUGAUUUGCGUCGUCAUGAAUCAGUUCACAAUCAACAACGAGGUUUUGAGUGUCCUGUAUGUGAAAAAUGGUUCCCUAAUAAGACAAGUUUUGGGCGCCAUGAGCGCACCCACACAGGUGAACGCCCAUACUCUUGCAGUCUGUGCGAGAAGAGCUUCUCACAAGGAGCUAUCCUUGCUCGCCAUAUUAUGACCCACACAGGAGUCAAACCAUUUAAAUGUGAAGUCUGCAGCAAGGGGUUUACACAACGAGAGGGUCUUCGUGUCCAUAUGCGGCAGCACACUAAGGAGCAACCAGAAAUACAGCUUCAUGAAUGCCCUCUCUGUGAAAAGUCCUUCUGCCACCCAUCUGGUCUCUCCAGACAUCUAAUCAUACAUACUGGGAAAACGUUUGAUUGUACUAUAUGCCCUAAAGUUUUCACAGAUUCUUCAUCACUGAGGAGACACAUGAAACGUCAUGAGGAUAACUCAGAACCCCCAUUAAAUCAACCACCACAAGAACAUGAUUCGACAUAAGUCAUGGCAUCAGUACAGUUCACUAUAAGUAAUGACUUUUGAAGCACUUCCUGGAGUAUAUUGCUAUGUUUAUCCAUAUCUUUUCACAGCUUUGCCAUUACACUGAAGUCUUUGGAAGAUACAAGAUAUAAAGUUUUCCAUUUUUAUCAGUCAGUGUAGUUAUUGUAUGAUAAAUGUAUGUUGUACAUGGCAGUUCUCAUGUCCUAGAACAUAAGUAGCUUUAUUUUUUGUUGUUAUUGUUAUAAACUUAACUGACAUUUUCCUGAUAUAUGUAUAGGUAUAUAUUUGUAGAUUUUUUAGUUUUGAAAUUCUUCUCAGUAUUGGAAUGGUAUUUUACUUGUAUCAUGUAUACCGUCUAUUGGGAAAUACCAAAUCAAAAAGCUGUUGCAAUAAACCUCUUCUCUUUAAUGAAAA